Messenger RNA from Numida meleagris (helmeted guineafowl), 3516 nucleotides. RefSeq names its product guanylate-binding protein 1-like. The record is from RefSeq and is a predicted model, not a curated record. The transcript is spliced from 15 exons. Bases 93 to 2993 code for a protein of 966 amino acids. Gene Ontology annotation, molecular function: GTP binding; GTPase activity. Lineage: Eukaryota; Metazoa; Chordata; Aves; Galliformes; Numididae.
AACCAGCAGGGAACCGGGCGUGAGGGAGCACGACCAUUGUGCGGAGCCCGGCGGGAAUCGAAACAGAAAGUGCAGAUGCAGCACCGCACCCCAUGGAGCAGCCACUGCUACUGGCGACCUCGGACGGGCGGGGGGGGGGCAUACGGCUCUCCUCCUGGGGUCUCGAGGCUCUGCGGGCCCUGCCUGGUCCCCUGCACGUCAUCGCAGCGCUGGGGCCGCCCGGCGGAGGCUCUGUGUUCCUCGUGAACCAGCUGGCGGGACCGGGCUCCGGCUUUCCCGGCAGCCCUGGUCUGUGGAUGCGAAGCCGCCCGCACCCGACGUGGCCCGACCGCCAACUGGUGCUGCUGCACGCUGGAGGCUUCCUCGGGGGCGAGGACCCGGAGGAUGGCGCCGGGCUGUGGCUCUUCAUACUGCAGCUGCUGCUGGGCAACGUGCUGGUGUACAGCAGUGCCGAUGGCGGUGGCAACGCGCAGGAGCAGCUUGAGCUCCUCUCCUACGCCCGGAUGGUGCCACGCCACCUGCGCCUGCUGGAGGAGGAUGAAGAAGACCAAGACCAUCUGCUGCACUUAGCGCUGCCGCCCUUUGUCUGGUGCCUGCGCAGCGCAGACCUGGCACCCGAGGACGAGGAUGUGCUGGAGGCUGAGGACCACGAGCUGGAGCCAGCGCUGGGCGGCCCCCCAGGCCCCAUAGCGCGCUGUAUCCUGGCUUUGUUCCCUGAGAAGAAGCUGUUCCAUGUGGCUGACAGCAAUGCCGAGGGCCUAGCCCGGCUCUGCACCCACCUGCUGGGCUGCGGCCUCAAAACAGCACCUGGGGGGGUGCAGGUGGGCGGUGCCUACCUGGCGGCACUGGCAGAGCGCGUGGUGGAUGCAAUGCAAGGGGGUUCAGUGCUGCAAAUUGGGCGGCUCUGCCAGGAGGCCAAGGAGAUGGCACAGCAGGAGCCUGGUGACAAGUGGCAGGAUGACACCAGCCGUUGGCCUGAUGACACCAAGCGGCCCAGUAGCACCAACUUUUGUCAAGAUGACACUUUCCCGAAGAACAGGGACACCAUCCCAGAACAUGAUGACAUCCCGCAGGACAGCACCUCCCCAUGCCAUGAUGAUGCUGACGGUGACACCACCCAGCAACAGCAGGAUGCGGCCCGGGUGGAGGCACCAUCUCCCCACCCACUGUCCCCGAUGCCGGCCCCACUUUGCCUGGUGUGCAACACUGACAACAACAAACUGUCACUCAACCCCACAGCGCUGGCAGUGCUACGUGAUAUCACCCAGCCCACGGUGGUGGUGGCCAUCGCCGGGCCCUACCGCACUGGCAAGUCCUUCUUGAUGAACCGGCUGGCAAAGCGGCGCACUGGUUUCCCACUGGGCCCCACAGUGCGGGCGGAGACCAAGGGCAUCUGGAUGUGGUGCCUGCCGCACCCACGCCGGCGUGGUGUGGCACUGGUGCUGCUGGACACCGAGGGGCUGGGAGACCCCAACAAGGGUGACAGCAGCAAUGACGCCUGGCUCUUCACACUGGCACUGCUGUUCUCCAGCACCCUGGUGUACAACAGCAUGGCCACCAUUGACCAGCAGGGGCUGGAUCAGCUGCGGCUGGUGACGGAGCUGACGAAUCACAUACGCGUGCGAGUGGAGGAUACUGACCCGGCAGCUGAGUUCAGCCGCGUCUUCCCCAGCUUGGUCUGGACUGUGCGUGACUUCACACUGCAGCUGCGGGAGGGCGAGCGUCAGCUGACUGAGGAUGAGUACCUGGAGGAUGCUCUGCGCUUCAGGCCCGGGAGCGGGCGCAUGGUGCAGGAGCGCAAUGAGAUGCGGCGCUGCCUCCGCGACUUCUUCCCGUGCCGCAAGCUGUUUGUGAUGGAGCGACCGACGUGUGAUGCAAACCUGGCACUACUGGAGAAGGUGCAGGAGAAUGAACUACAGCCAGGCUUCCGGAAACAGGCAGAUGCCUUCUGCAGGCACAUCUGGGAGAAGGCGCCAGUGAAGGUGUUGCCAGGCGGGCGCCAGGUGACGGGCACCAUGCUGGCCUCCCUGGCGGAGAAAUAUGUGGACGCUAUCAAGAAAGGUGAAGUGCCUUGUGUGGAGAGUGCAGUGACAGCACUGGCACGGGCCGAGAACACCGCGGCAGUGGCAGCAGCAAUGGCUGAGUACUGGCAGGGCAUGGAGCAGAACCUGGUGCUGCCCACGGACUCGCGCACCACGCUGGUGGACAUGCACCAGGUCUGGGAGCGCCAUGCUGUCACCUUCUUCCUGUCCCGUGCCUUUGCCGACAACGAGCGCACCUACCAGUGUCAGCUGAUGCGAGAGCUGGAGGCGGCCAAGGAGGAGUUCUGCCGGCGCAACGAGGAGGCGUCGGAGCAGCGUUGCCGGGCAGUGCUGCGGGAGCUGUGGCAAGACGUAGAGCAGCGCCUGAAGCGUGGGGACUAUGCAGCACCUGGUGGUGCCCAGAUGUUCCAGGAUGAUCUGGGCCACGUGCUGGAAAAGUACCAGUGGUGGCCUGAAAAGGGCGUUAAGGCGGACGCGGUGCUGGAGGUAUUCCUGCGGGAGCGCGAGCCACUGGCACAGGCGCUGCAAGCGACCGACGCGCACCUGAUGAUGAUGGAGCGGGAGCGGAAGGCAGCAGCAGCCAAGGAGGCUGCAGCCAGGGAGGCAGAGGUAGCACGCCUGAAGGAGCAGCAGCGCAGCCUGGAGGAGCACAGCCGGCAGUUGGAGCAGCGGCUGCGGGAGGAGCAGCGCCUGCGGCUGGAGGAACAGGACCGCAUGCUGGAGCACCGCCUGAAGGAACAUCGGGCGCUGGUGGAGGAGGGUUACAAGCGUGACGCAGAGGCGAUGCGGCGGCAGAUUGACCGGCUGCGGGAGGAGAAGAAGAGGAUCGAGAAGCCCUCAUGGAUCAGCUCGGCCGUGGACCUGCUGGGCAGCGUGGCUUCACUCUUCCUGCCCGGCGUGGUUGGCAAGGUAGCGGGCUUAGUCACCAACGUGGUGAAGCGCAUAUUCUAGCCCUGCCACCUGUCCCUGUGUCCUGGUUUCAGCUACAACAGGGUUGAAUUUUCAUUCAUGGUGCUUGGUAUGACAUUAUGUUUUGGCUUUCGGAGAAAAACAGUACUGAUAAUAUACACUGACAGUAUUGAUAAUACACUGAUGUUUUAGCUGUUGCUGAGCAGUGCUGCACAGAGCCGAGGACAUUUCAGUUUCUCUGCUUCUCCUACUGCUCUUCCAGUGAGGAGGGCUGAGGAGGAUGCAGGGAGUUGGGUGGGGACAGAACUGAGACACCUGACCUAAACUGGCCAAAGGAAUAUUCCAUACCAUAUGAUAUCAGUUUGAUAAUUGCUAGUUAUUAUACUAAUUCAUAUGCACAGAUAUUUCAGAGUAUUUUCUUGGAACUAUAUCAUUUAACACCUUACUUGCCAUUUAUGUACCCUGUUGCUUUGUUUACCAUCUCUUGGAGCUGGAUUAAAGUUGUUGUUUUGCUGUGCUUUGUGAUCUUGGCUUACAAUAUGAUAAAAUUUGUUUCCCUACGUAA